This is a messenger RNA of Pongo pygmaeus (Bornean orangutan), 4542 nucleotides long. It is a transcript of the gene ZBED3, whose product is annotated as zinc finger BED-type containing 3. The transcript is spliced from 4 exons. The record is from RefSeq and is a predicted model, not a curated record. Gene Ontology annotation, biological process: regulation of transcription by RNA polymerase II. NCBI's taxonomy places the organism in Eukaryota, Metazoa, Chordata, Mammalia, Primates, Hominidae. The coding region runs from base 406 to 1101 and encodes 231 amino acids. Gene Ontology annotation, molecular function: DNA binding.
CUGUGUCUUUAAGGGGCACGCGCGGAGGUUUUCCGUCCGGGACAAAAUGUCAGCGAGGCGCCUGGAGGGGGAUCUACCAUCCCGGACUCCCGACCCGCCGCCGGCCCCGGCCGUGUUUCGCGGGUAAAGGGGCUGGAGUGCAAUCGUGCAAUCUCAGCUCAUGCAACCUCUGCCUCCCAGGUUCAAGCGAUUCUCCUGCCUCAGCCUCCCGAGUAGCUGGGACUACAGGCACCCGCCACCACGCCCAGCACUGCUGAUGGUUCCUCAGAACUCAGGAAUCGUGUUGCAUGCAUUGUUUCUACCCGUGGAACCUGAGAUGGUUGGAAACCCUGAGGCAAUGACAGGGACCCCAGAAUCCUUGGGAAAUGACCCACUGUCUAAUUUAAAGCGUGCGGGCGCCGCAGAAUGAGGAGCGGCGAGCCGGCCUGCACCAUGGACGAGGCCCGCAGGCUGGACGACGCGGCGGCGCGGGGCGGUCAGUGUCCGGGACUGGAGCAGGCGCCGACGCCUCCCGGCCGCCUGGGGGCGCCGUACUCCGAGGCCUGGGGCUACUUCCACCUGGCGCCGGGGCGCCCCGGGCAUCCGUCGGGCCACUGGGCCACCUGCCGUCUGUGCGGGGAGCAGGUGGGCCGCGGCCCGGGCUUCCACGCGGGGACCUCGGCGUUGUGGAGGCACCUGAGGAGCGCGCACCGGCGAGAGCUGGAGAGCAGCAGCGCCCGGCGCUCCCCACCUGCCGCGCCCUGCCCGCCGCCGCCUGGCCCCGCUGCGGCCCCUGAGGGCGACUGGGCGCGCCUGCUGGAACAGAUGGGCGCGCUGGCCGUGCGCGGCAGCCGGCGGGAGCGAGAGCUGGAGCGGCGUGAGGCGGCCGUGGAGCAGGGCGAGCGCGCCCUGGAGCGGAGGCGGAGGGCGCUGCAGGAGGAGGAGCGCGCCGCGGCCCAGGCGCGCCGGGAGCUGCAGGCCGAGCGGGAGGCGCUGCAGGCGCGGCUGCGGGAGGUGAGCCGCCGUGAGGGCGCCCUGGGCUGGGCCCCUGCUGCGCCACCGCUCAAGGACGACCCCGAGGGUGACAGGGACGGCUGCGUCAUCACAAAGGUCCUCCUGUAGGGGUGUGGCCACUUCUCCACCCCAGGACAGCGCUUCUCCGUCCAAUGCCAAUGCCUUCAGCCCCCACUGGGACCGAAGCCGCGACCGAAGCCAGGCCCGCAGCCGCUACUCACUCGGAAGCUCCAGCUAACUGUAGGGUCUUCCACACCCUAAGGCUUCAGCUUGAGAGCACUUCGAAGCCAGAGCAGAACCAAAACUCACUUCCAUGGGGUCACCUGGGGUGCCUGGGCGGCCUUUCGUGGGCAUGCAUGCAAGGAAUGGGGUGGCACACGGGACACCCGAGAGCUCCAGGAGCCCCGUGAACCCAGACCACCCAGUGCCAUGGCCACUUAGGGCUGGGAACCCGAACCUGGUGACUUCGAAAGGAUAGAGCUUCAUUCCAUACCAAAGACUUAUCACACCAUGUGCCUAUACACCUAGCAGCCCAAGGUGGAGGGUGCGUGGAAAUGAGAAAGCUUUUUACCCCCCCAAAAAAGAGUUCCUAAUGCAUAAUCUGCCUAACACCAAGUUCUGAAGGGUGGGGCGGGGGGGACGUCCCCUCUAGUUUCCAUGACUGCUGUAGACCCGCAUCAUCUCUAGCCCUCAUCGGGGCAGUCCCAGAGCCCGCUUUUUUACUGCCCAUAUUAUUCAACCAAUACCAGGCGCACUCUGUCUCCCCUCGGCCAUCCUUCCCUUGCUUCAGACCUAAUGACAAGUGUGGCACAUAUGUCCACUUUCGGGCCUCACAUCUGCCACCUUAGCAAGACAUCACCUCAUCCCCUUGUCACUAGGAAGAGGGUUUCCUCCCCACAUGUCGUCAUAGUCCUCACCUCUGGGCUGAAGGGGAAAGCAUCCCUCCACUUAAGGCCACAUCUUCCUGUCAUUUUCCAUCCCAUUCCUCUCCCACGUUUACUGGGUCUUUCCUCCUGUAGUAUUCCCCCUUUCGCUGUCUCAGUCCCUCCCGUUCCCCCAGGCUCUUCUUCCUCAGCAAUGCGCAGUCUCCCUUUCUUACUGAAAAGAAAGACUUAACCCAGAAGGACCAACAAGUCCUGGCUGCCUAUCCUUCCUCCCCAGUUUUUACUCCUUUACUCUGGGUCAGUUUUCUUUUCAUAUAUAUAUAUAUAUAUAUAUAUGUGUUAUACUUUAAGUUCUAGGGUGCAUGUCAGUUUUCUGUGCUUCACUGGACUAUUUCCAAGCUGCCACAAUCUCUCAGUGACCAAAUAUGAUCAUCUAUUUGCAGCCUUCAUUUUGCUUAAUCUCUCCCUUGAAAUUGCUCUCUUGGUAGGUGGAUCCUGUUUUUCCUUCAAAGAAUUCCUUUUCCUGUUGCGUACUGGUUCCCAGUUUUUCCAUAGGCCUCUUUUUUUUCUUUUUUUUAUAUUGAAAAAUUCCACACAUCCAGAAAAAGUUGAAAGGCUAGCACAAUGAAUACUCAGAUACAUACUCUCCACUUGGAUUGAAUAGUUGUUAACAUUUUGCCAGAUUUACUAUUCUCUCCACCCCAUGCAUGUGUACAUAUAAUGACAUUUCACCCCUGAGUAUUACCACAUAGAUUUCCUGAGAACAAAGACACUGUUCUACAUGAUUACAGUAAGAUUAUCAUGCCUAAAAAUAUAAACAGUAACUUCUUUAUAGCCUCUAAUACAGAGCUCUUAAUCAGUAUUCAACAAUUGUCUCCAGAAUGUCUUUAAAAACAACAACAGCAACAACAACCAGGUCCCAUCAAGGUUCAUACAUUCUUUUGGUUUCAACUCUAGUCACUUUCAGUCUAGAACAACCCCGACAUAUUUUCCCAUGAUACUUUUUGAAGUAUCCAGGCCAGCUGUCUUAGCAAAUGUCCUCUAUUCUGGAAGUGUCUGAUUGCUUCCUUAGGCCUAUGUCUACAUUUCACUCGUGGCUCAUAUCCCUGCAGAGUUGUAAUCUCCUCUGGGCCAGGGACUCCUGAAUAUCUCCAGGCCGAGUGUUUUCCCCAGGCCUGGAGAAAACCUUCAUGCCCAAUCCCUUGCUGCAUAUCUCCACCCCUCCUUGCACAUCCUGCCUCUAUGAGUGGAAGAGGCAAAUCUAUUCAACCCCAUAUCCCACCCCUCACCUGAUAACUAACAUUUACUGGGCACUAACAAUGUAUCAGGCACAUACUACACACUUAACAUGCAUUACUUUCACAUACCAGCUCCACGGUAACACUGCGCUGGCUUUACCGCUAAAGAAACUGAGCUAGAAAGGGAUUAAGUAUCCUGUACGAGAUCACAGCUGGCCAGCAAUAGAGGUGGGAUCCCACUGCAGUCUUCCCCACAGAUGCCAUGCUCCCACUGUACCACCAUGUACUGCUUCCUGAGAUCUCCGCUUCCUUCAGUCGACCCAGCUGACACCUGUUUCCUUCCUAACUCCAACUAAUUAAUUCCAGUUAAUGGAAUUGACUGGAAUUAGUGACAUUAAUAUUUACUGAGCAUUCACCAUGUGUCGUCAGAGCUGUGCUAAAUGCUUUACAAGAGUAAUUACCUGCCAUGAAGCAACCCUAUGACAUAGGUGCUACUAUGCCCAUUUUGUAGAUGAGACAGGUUCAGGGGAAUUAGUAACACCUUCAAGUCAUACAGUGGCUAAGAAUCUGUAUGGGGUUUGAACUGCGGUCUUGCUGAAUGCUGGGCGCCUGCUCUGCUAAGUCUAUUUCUACAAAAUAUUGCACUGCCUUCUUGAUGCCUGCCAAGCUCAGGGCCCAUUUAUCAUGCAUCUUCCCAUCCUUGUCUCCCCCAACUGUCCCUUACCUGAGUCACAAUUUCGCCAAAGCCAAAGGGAUUGUCCUAAGCCAAUAUUGAUUUAUUAUAUCACUCUUCCUGCUCAAAAGCCCCCAAGAUCACCUAUCAAUCACCUACUUAUUAGAGUGCAAGCUUUGACUCUGUCACUUGACAUUCAAGUCCCCCUCUGCCCCCAUGCCAGUCUUAUCCCCUCCCCUACAUAUGCCCUAUCCUGCAGCCAAAUUGGACUCUGUUCUUCCCGACAAGACCUGGUAUUGGCAUCUCUAUGCCUCAGUUUGCCUUCCCUCCACUUUAAAAAGCCUCUUCAGUCUCGAUACAAAAAACAUCCCACUCAUGUUCUAACACCAUGCUUUCCUUGAUUUCUCCUCACGUCAAGACAUUUCUUACUUCUCUAGUCUCCUAGCAUUUUGUGCCUCACAACCCUCAGGACAGGCCAGCUAGUGUAUGGCUGUGGGUUUUUAUCUCACCUCCCCUGCCUGACCCUGAGCCCUUGGGGGGAGUAUACUCACCCUACUCCCACAGUGCCUUGCAAUUUCAUAGCUGCUCAGUACAUUAACCCAUUCAAUGUCUUUAAGAUUUUUACAAGUUAGUUUUCCUGUAAUUACUAAUCAUUUAUCUUUAAUUCUGAGUAAAAUCACAACAACAAAUAAAAGGAAAUAGCAGUCAUAAUUUUUUAAGCUGUUUAGUCAAUAAAGAUUUAAUGUGUCAGUUA